This is a messenger RNA of Nelumbo nucifera (sacred lotus), 4421 nucleotides long. Lineage: Eukaryota; Viridiplantae; Streptophyta; Magnoliopsida; Proteales; Nelumbonaceae. The record is from RefSeq and is a predicted model, not a curated record.
UCCUGAGUUUUGUUGUGCCAAGCCCAAAACACAUUUUUUUAUUCAUCUGAGAAAAGCCCAAAACACUUCAGUCCUUGACAAAGCUUCAGGCCUUCACCGAAGAAGACGGCGGAACAAGUACCCGCCGGCGACCAAAGUUCCGACAUCUCUGAAGUCUGAACUGAACUCUGAUCUCUUGAAAGGAACGGCUCAACGGCAUCUCCUCAAGGGGAUAGCGGCGACUACUGUGGACAUCCAACCUCCGGCGAUCAAUCUCCGCUGCGGCUGCCGGCGACCAGUCUGAAAGGAGUACAGCGACGACUAUUCAGGAACAGAACCGCCAUUUGCGCCGGUGACUACUCCAUUGGAGCCGAGAGCCACUGCAGAAUCUGAGAAUCACAUCCCCUGAUUUUCAAUUUUGAUUUGAAGCUUAAACUGGUUGAAAGCUGCUAAGAGACAUCUACCUCUCUUCUUAAUUCCCUCCAAAUGAAGAAGUUGCUUUGCACUGGUCCUCUUUCCUUGAGCAUAGUCCACAUGCCUACAAGACUUUGUGUUCAGCUAUUGCUUUCUCUCCCAUUUUGUUCUUCUGUGGUUCAUGCUUCCCUUACUGAAUAUGAUAGUUGUGAAGAAGGUGAUGCUUCAUGUAUUAUUCAAGAAAAAGACCUUCUUUGCACAAGCAAUACCGAAAGUGGGCUUCAUGUCCUUGACCUCUUAGACCAUGGUUUGAUCGAUCCAGAUCCUAUGCUAUACAAUAAAUUGUUAAAGAAGUGCACCCAGUUGAAGAGGGUUAAAGAAGGAAAGAUUGUUCAUGCCCACAUCCUCAACUCCAAGUUCAAGUCAGAUCUUUAUAUUCAAAAUAGCAUCCUCCAUAUGUAUGCAAAAUGUGGUUGUCUAGAUGAUGCCCGCUCAUUGUUCAACGAAAUGCCUCUGAAAGACAUGGUCACAUGGACUGCUAUGAUUACUGGGUACUCUCAGAAUGAUAAAGCAGAAGAAGCUAUUGAGUUGUUUCCUCAGAUGCUUAAGCUUGGACUAAAGCCGAAUCAAUAUACAUUUUCCAGCCUUUUAAAGGCUUCUGGGGCUGCACCAAGUGACAAAAAUGGUAGGCAAAUUCAUGCAUUUUGCACAAAAUAUGGUUAUGAAUCAAAUGUUUAUGUAGGAAGUUCUCUUUUGGACAUGUAUGCUAGGUUUGGAAAAAUGGAGGAGGCUCAGUUGGUCUUUGAUGGGAUGGUGACAAGGAAUGAGGUCUCAUGGAAUGCUCUGAUUGCUGGACAUGCGAGGAAGGGUGAAGGGGAGAACACUCUUCGACUAUUCUGGGAGAUGCUGAGGGAAGAUUAUAAACCUACACAUUUUACUUAUUCCAGUGUUUUCAGUGGUUGUGCUAGUGUAGGAGCUCUAGAGCAAGGCAAAUGGGUGCAUGCAUACAUGAUAAAAUCAGGGGGCAAACUCAUUGCAUUUCUUGGUAACACUCUUGUUGACAUGUAUGCAAAGUCAGGCAGCAUAGAUGAUGCAAGGAAAGUCUUUAAUAGGUUGGAAACAAGAGAUGUUGUUUCUUGGAAUUCUAUCCUUACUGGUUGUGCACAACAUGGGCUUGCAAGGGAAUCCCUAAGUCGAUUUGAAGAAAUGCUAAGGAUCGGCGUAAAACCUAAUGAGAUUACCUUCCUUUGUGUCCUUACUGCAUGUAGCCAUGGUGGCCUAUUGAAUGAAGGACAACACUAUUUUGAAUUGAUGAAGAAAUACCAGGUAGAACCAAAGGUUGAGCAUUAUGUGACAAUUGUUGAUCUUCUUGGUCGAGCAGGGCUUCUUGACCAAGCCAAGGAGUUCAUUGGGGAGAUGCCAAUUGAACCAACUGCAGCUGUUUGGGGAGCUUUGCUUGGUGCUUGUAGGAUGCAUGGGAAUAUGGAGUUGGGUACUUUUGCUGCCGAACGUGUUUUUGAGCUUGACCCCCAUGAUUCUGGCCCACAUGUGUUGCUUUAUAACAUCUAUGCAUCUGCUGGUAGGUGGGUAGAUGCUGCAACAGUGAGAAAGAUGAUGAAAGAGAGUGGGGUAAAAAAGGAACCUGCUUGUAGUUGGGUGGAAAUUGAGAAUACAGUUCACAUGUUUGUUGCCAAUGAUGACACCCAUCCCCAACGAAAAGAGAUCCAUAGGAUGUGGGAGAAGAUAAGUGGGAAGAUCAAGGAAGUUGGGUAUGUCCCUGACCCAAGCCAUGUGCUGUUGUUUGUGGAUCAGCAGGAGAGGGAAGCAAAGUUGCAGUACCAUAGUGAGAAGCUUGCUCUAGCCUUUGCACUUCUAAAUACAACCCCUGGAUCCACCAUUAGGAUAAAAAAGAAUAUCAGAAUGUGUGGUGAUUGCCAUUCGGCAAUCAAGUUUGUCUCGAAGGUGAUGGAUAGAGAGAUCAUCGUGAGAGACACCAACCGAUUUCAUCAUUUCAGCAAUGGUUCUUGUUCAUGUGGGGAUUACUGGUGAUGCAAAACACCCAAUUCUAGAGUCAUCAGAGUAAAUGAUAAAAAAGUUAUCAAAGAGGAGCUUGAUCUUUUGGCUGUUUGAUAAUGAAAAGUGGUUUAGAGUUCGAUCAUCCGGGUUGAAUGGGCCAGAUUGUCAAAGUGAGAGGACACAUUUAGAUGGGAAUAUUAGGUUAAGUUUGUUGGGAAGAGGAGGGUGGAGAGCACUUACCACUGCCACUGCUGCUGGACAUUGCUGUGGAUGUUGCCUUUGUGGUUCAAGCACUGCCAGCUAGACCCAAGGACUCAAAGGGAAGCAUGCCAACAUGAAUAAAAAUUGGUAUCUUAAUCGAGGUGUGUGGCUCUAAAUGGGGUCAAAGACAUCAACCCUUGGAAAGGAAAAUGGUUAUCAGUUACUGUUUCUUAGUGCACGUGCAAUUGUUCAGGCCUAUCUAACUAGAAGUUUGCUUCUCAAUCUGAAACAGGAUGGAAAAGCUUUACCAAAUGGGCCUGUUGUCAUUUCACCUGAUGGAUUAUUUCUUUCAUUGUAUCGAGAAGGUGAGGUGUAGUGACCAAGAGAAUAAUUUUUUCUUUGUGAUUUAAGUUGGACUCCAUUUGGUUUGGUCCAACCUAGCAAAACACGCUGUUUUUUUAUGGUUAUAUAUUUUUAAUGUUUCCUGAGAAACAUGAUGGUGGCAAUGGAAUUGGUCAAAUCUGAUUGAUUGGACAUGGAAUAUGAGCACAGGAUCCUGUAGGUUGCUAAAGUAACUAAGCCUGCUUGGUGAAGGAUAUUUUGAUUACAAUUGUUCCAUGCAUCUUGAGAAACUGCUCUGAAGAGAGGGAAAAGAAAAAAAUGUGAAUUAGAUCCUUGCCCUCCAGAAUUCUGAUGGCAUCCAAGAUUGUUUAUUUCUUUGGAAGACCCUUAUGGCCAAAAGUGGGGUCGAGAGUGAGGCCUAUUUGGGGGCUAUGUUCUCCCUGGGUGGUUUUCUUUUUUCCUGGUAUUUUUUUGGCCCUCUUUGAGAUCGACCACCUCUUUUGGUCUAACCCCUUCAUUUGGGGUUUUUGAUGAUGAUAUCUUCCCUUUGUGAUGCUACGCACCAUUUUUCUCUCAACCUUUGUAAAUCCCCCUCCAAUCAUCAUCUGCUGUAUAUUUCUCUCAGCAUAAACUGAAGUUCUUGUUCUAUUUUAUUAGAACUAGGUAUUGACAGUCAAUCCGGGUAUUCCGUUGUGGAGUGCAGAUUCAAUUCGGAAAUUGAUAUCUCUCGGCAAUGGUCAUCCCAACAGUGAUUGUUGUACUUUGUUGACUCUAAGGAGGUAUAAACUAACGAGAGAUGAUGCUGACCAAGAUAACGACGACGCCAAGUGACGGGAAAAGUGCCAUGUUAUUGCUAAUCAUGAAGACCUUGAAAUGGGUGGUCCAGCAAAUGGUCCAUCUUGGUGAACAUCGCCGAGAGGGUUAACGCCGGCAGCAAAUGUAACACUGGCUAUUAGAACAACUAUGACGUGUGUUUUGAGAGCAUUCUGUACACUCGCAUUGAUUGGAGUGUCUUUAUUUGUAGGCGAUUGAUUGGAGGGUAAUCCAAAAUAGUUUUUGACCAAGGAGGUGGUCCAACAGGCGAUUGAUUGGAGAGCAUUCUGUACACUCGCUUCUCUUACCACCGGCUUCCUUUAUGGUGCAAGAAUGAAGUUGAGACUUAAGAGAACCGGAAUUCCCAGCCCUGGACUUGGCAAAUGCCCAGAGCCAUGCAUCCGCAAAUUCGACGGUUCAUAAUUCGCAUGGAAAACAAUUGCUGCUCAUCAUGGCGUUGCAGUCGGGUCUGAAAUUUAGAAUAACAUUUUUUUUUUCAAUUUUUCUUUGCAGAGUUGAUGUUGAGCUUUGAGUUUUUUAUAAUUAUUAUCACAUCUUCGACUGUGUUGGAUUUUGAGUUUUAAUUUGCCGGUGGUCCAUGCUUGAAUAGUGAUGACAAUGCCAACAAAUUAGAGUCAAUGAAAAAAAUUUUAUCA